This is a messenger RNA of Bombus terrestris (buff-tailed bumblebee), 8092 nucleotides long. RefSeq lists its product as uncharacterized. The transcript has 10 exons. The record is from RefSeq and is a predicted model, not a curated record. The coding region runs from base 301 to 7182 and encodes 2293 amino acids. Lineage: Eukaryota; Metazoa; Arthropoda; Insecta; Hymenoptera; Apidae.
AGAAACUUAUAUUAAUAUUCGUUGUGUAAACGCAGUUUGAAUCUUCGGUGAACGCCCUUUUGGAAAAAAGAAAAAUUAUUAGAAUUGAGGAAGAGGAAAGAGAAGAAGAGAGUGGUGAAGAGAGGAAGGGGUACAAGGGACAUGGCUCGAUUGUGGUGCGUUGUGAGAGAGUGCAACCGAGACGAACAGUAACGAGCGAAACGUAGUCGAGUUUAGCGCGAGCUUAUCGUUCCGAGGCGGAAGUCCUCGAGUCUGCAUUUGUGUCUUGGUCGUUCGCUGGGACUACGAUCACCCUGCACCAUGAUUGUGCGGAGGUGUUUAGCAUUAACGGUAUCGACCUGUUUGAUACUGUCGGUAAAAUUCGACGUUGUACAAGCCGAAAGAUGGUCGCGACAAGUGUCAAACAGCGAAUGGAUACCGUUAGCGAAUCCUAGGGCGACGCAAACUCAACUCGAACAAAAUAACCCAGCUGCGGCACCCUUGGCGAGCGGAAGCGCGCAGCUACCUCAACUUCCGCAGCUCUCCUUGCCGCCAGCACUUCAACAACAGUAUCAAGAGCAGUUACUUCAAUUGCAAAAGACUCAGGAAAAUAUACAGAAGCUGUUGCUGCUGCAACAGCAACUUAGAGCUCAGCAACAACUUCUUCAGACUCAGGCUUUCCUACCAAGCGGCUUUAGCAACACAGACGACGGAAAGCAACUGCAUCAAGUCGGAUUAGAGGGUACGCAGGUGGCAGAUCUUUCGUCGGAAGAUCUAGUGCCACCUCUUCCUGCCUCUGAAGCACUACCACCAGUUUUCCCAGCGCAAAACUUUCUCAACCAACGACCUAGGCCUCACCCGCCAACGAAACAGGAUACGAGCCUUCCCCAAGAGUUCACGAAUUUAUCCGGUCAGGACAUCAAGAAUGGUCAGUUGUUGCAACAAGGGCAAAAUAUUGGAAAUGUCGGACAAAUUGAAGAGAAUCAAAGACAAGGCACGAAACAGCUAAAGGAACCGACUCAGGCCUCUUUGCUGCCUCAUGGCGAAAGCGCCCAAGAUGAAGAGGAGGAGGUGCAAUUAGUUUACGUACCAGCCGAAACCUUGGCGCAACGAGGUCAGCCGAAAAGAAACCGCGGUCGGAAGCAGUAUCCCCUCCGUCAACAACAUCAACAGCAACAGCAACAGCAACCUCAACAACCACAGCAACAUCACGAAAGCCCAAGUGUUGAUACUUUGCACGAUCAGGAUGCGUUUGCCCGUCAAAUACUACAACAAAUCCAACAGGAACGCGAAGAAAAGGCUCAAUUCUUCAAAGAAGAGCGAAUGAAGGAGAUCGCCAGGCUAAACGAGGAACAACGAGCACUGGAAAGAAAAGCUCGCCUUCAACAGGAAGCCCUACAAAGAGAACAAGAGUUGCAAAGACAACGUGAGGCCGAAAAGAAGAAAAAGGAGUUAGAAAAAUUGGAAGAAUUGGCCAAACAACGAGAACUUGAAAGAAUUCGUGAAGCCAGAGAGAAGCAACGAUUGGAAGAACUAGAAAGGCGAAGAUUGGCAGAGAUUCGAGCAAAAGAGGAAAAACGUCGAGCAGAGGAAGCAGCCAGACAGAAAGAAGCUGAAAGGCUAGCUGCUUUAGAAAGACAAAAAGAACUAGAAGUCCAGCAGGCUCUAAAGCAACAACAGCUCCUUGACAAACAGCGUGAAAACGAAGCUAGAGUGUCUGGACCAGAGAACCAUGAUAUUCAAACUCAUGCUCUUCCCUUGAUUAGAGAUCAACAUCAACAGUUCCAUCAUCAACAUCCGUCAGAAACUUCUAGACAAAGUAAGAAUAAAAUUAGAGGCAGGCAAAGACCGAAGACUCAUUACCAAGAUCAACAAAAUUACAGAGAACCGACUACAACGCCAUCUCCCAAUCAGCCUCCUUUAGCAGUAUACAUGGGAAGUACCAGUUCAAAUACAGCCAAUGUUAAAGUGUCUGACGUAUUAAGGAUAUUAAAGGAUGCCAAAACCAUAGCUGUUCUGGACACAGUUGGUCCAGAUACCCCUCAAGUAUUCGUGGGUCCAACUAGUUUGGAUCCACCAACAGGUUAUGCCAAGUUUGAUCUGCCUUAUUUAUCGUCUAUCGAUCAUAAUCGUGUGGAGAGGAAGGUCGACAAAUUGCCUUUCUUCGUGGCACCACUCAGCUUCGAUCCUCCUCCUGGAUAUUCCAAAAUUCCCUUCCCAGCGCCACAUAUAGGAUCAGUGGUAGUGAACACCUUAGACAACGCUCCAAAUCCAAAAGACAGUGAUGAUCAAAACCCUAGUCCAACUCCUAUAAUAGAACCUAACUCUUACAUAGAUGGCUUGGACAGUGUAUCAGAUUUUACUACUCCUUCGUACGAGCCUCAAACAACUAUAAGUUACUCUCCAGAACCAUUAAGUACUCCUAAAUAUGAGCAGACAUAUACAGCAUCACCAUCUCCCGGAUACUCUGGCUCCAGAUUCAGAUUCAGACAGUUUUAUAGUGACAAUAAGCCAGCUUCUGUGGUUAGUACUUCCUAUUACGACGAUCAGAGGACAACUACAAAGAAGCAGAAGUACUAUGAUGAAAACUCGAGAACGACAGAGGUUUCUAUUCAAAAUCCAAAAGUGGAAACUGCAGUGAGUCAAGUCGAAGAAGUUUCGUAUUCUACUACACCUAGUUUCAAAGAAGAAACAAUUGGUCAACAGGAUUCGUCGGGCCAACUGACGUUAAUUAAUCAACAGUUGUCUCAGCAGAGGGAGACACAGGAAUACAACACUGGAGGACAAUACAGUCAACAGAAUUCCCAGUCCAACACUGGUCUCGUUGGUAGUUUCGGCGGUGAAAUCACUGCCGGUGACAUUAACGACGUUAGAGCUCCCGUUGGACCCACGCAAUAUAGUUUGCCGGCUGAACUACCGGCGAUCUCUCCGCACCUUCCUGGUCUGGUGAAUUCUUUAUUGGACAAGAAUGAGGCGAAACUGCACGCUGCUACUACAACUACGACUACGAGCAGCACUACUACUACAACCACUACGACACAGCGUACUCCUACGACAACAUAUAGGCCACGUAGUAGACAGAGGAACAGAUUAGUUUCUACAAGGCCAAGAACAACAACCGAAACCCCAUCGACCAGAUCGAACAUAGAUAGAAGUCGAAGACCGUACAACAGAUCCAGAUCUAGAUUCACGACCACUACAGAGGAGUAUCGCGAAUCCGCUUACGAGCCAACUAAAUCUAGAAUCCCGGAAACUACGUUGAGGUAUAAUGUAGAGCAAAGGAGGCCAACCAGUAGAACACAUAAGUACAGGAGUCGAGAUAAGACCAGUCAGCAAUCUGAGGUUCUCGGACACGCUCAGAGCCCGCAGACCGAGCAAUCGUAUGAUACUGUACCCCAAGGCGAUUCGAAUUCCCCUACGUCAAACGGGUUCAUCCAACCGACCAGGCCAGAGUCGAGUAUUCUUCGUCAACUGGAUUCAUCGUCGAGCUUGAACGACUAUACUCCCGAGAAUUACCCGUCCACCAUUGUCAGCACCACCGAGAACUAUCCAUCUCUUCACGAUGUCACAGUGAAUCACGCUACGGCGUUGGUUUCUGAAGUUUACUCAAGAAGUCAUAACUAUGCUCAGAAUAUUCAAGAAAAUCCACGUUAUCGAUCUAGUUACGAUCAAUCUACUUUAGAACACACUGGUCUUGAGAAGACUCCAGUGAAUGGAUUUAAUUAUCAAGUUCAAAGUGGAGAGUCACUGGAUCAAGGAAUUGUUCAAAGGCCAAAAGAUUAUCAGUUAGAUGGAAAAGCAGAAAACAGCGAUUUUGAAUUGGCUACAACUGUUGAUCCAAGACUAAGGACACCGGAAGAGCAACGUUAUUCUCCGGUUUACGAGGUGAACGUACCACAGAAUCAGCCAGAGUACAGUCUCACUGGGCAGGAUAAUCUGCAUCGUGUGGAGGGCGAUAAGAUUCAAACCGGUGUUGGCGAUGGUAAUCCUAACGAGCAGCCAAUAUUUAUCCCAUUGCCAGAGAAUAAACAAGAGGAUUAUGAGCUGUCUGUUUCCUCCACCGAGCUUCCAUUGUCAGAUAUAACAACAGAAACAAUCACAACGAGUACCACUCCUGUGGUGAUUCGACAACGAGUUCGAGGACGCAUUGGCACACGAUUGCAUCAUGAACCUUCGGUUCAGACGCGAAAUAGGGGUUCACAGGACGAGUACGUUCGUUUCAACGUGGUGAACCAGGAUUCUACUCGAACCACAUCCAACAGACAGAGAGUCAGAUCCAGGCCUCGUACUCAGAAUCAUGGAUCUCAAGUUCAGACAGACGGCAACGAAUAUAUUAAGAUUCACGCAGUUCAGCAGCAAAGACAAGCCACUACAACACCAGCGCCAUCUACAACGACCACUACAGUGCGUCCAACUGAAGAGGACAUUGAUUACGGAUUUAUAAGGCCACCAAACUUCCGACCGGUACAUCCGGUGGAUAACAGAUUUCAGACGGCUGUUACAUACCGGCCCCAGCUUCCGGAGGUGCCGCAGGAAUCUCUGCUACCAAACGACGAGGCCACAGUGGAAUCGAGUCCUCCACAGACGCAGCUGUUAAAAAACCGUCAGAAGUAUCAGCCAACUCCCAAUCGUCGUCUACCACUGAAACCUACAACCUUACCAUCGCCCAUAACGACGCCAGAAAUCACCACUACUACUGAAGUAAUACCUGUUGCCACAGUGCUUCCAGACGACACGAUAUACACUGUUAGGCCAAGAUCUAGACCAGACGAGAUAAAACAAACUAGAAUAAGAAGUAGAAUACGACGACCUGGUAGAAAACGUGUAUCUACCACUAGUACAACCGAGUCCGUGCUAGAAGCGCAUAACGAGCUCCCAUUGGACGAAAAUUAUCCGCCUAUACGACCACAAUCUGUGACCACAGAGCAACAACAGGAGCCAUACGAGGAUAAUUACGAUAACGGUGGAGGAUUCUCCGGUGGAGUACGUAAUCCAACUGAACAUCAAUUCUACGAGUCCUCUAGUGAGAACUAUCCACCCGAGUUCGUCCUAAACUUUGGCAACUAUCCAGCGCAAGCUGUUCAACGUGACGAAUACGACCAGACUCAACUAACCAAUAAUUCACCAGGAAAAUACAGCCAGACUUCAAGAACGAGACCUUCGGAAGACAAUCACCAGACGACGGCAGACAUUUACGGAGCUGAGAGUCAAUGGUCUACAAAGCUGACGAGAACUUCGUUCCAGCCGAGUUUCGCAGUGAAUCAGGUCCCAGAGGAGGCUUCUAAGAACGGUCAAUGGUUCCAUGAAUCCUUGAAAAAUGUUAACCCACCAGAGAUAAUCACAGCAGCACCAGAAGUUUCAUCUGUAACACUGGUAGUCUCUUCAGAUGAUAAGAAGAUAGAAAAAACGCAAAAAGAAGAAGAGGAAGAUGAGUCAAUGUUAAUGGGUACCACAAUAUUUGGUAGGAAAACUGGUAUACAGGAUCAUACUGAGAAGAUGAAUAUGACUGAAAUGAGCACCAAUAUAACAGAGAUUAAACAGAAGACUAAUAGUGAGAUUGAAGGUGAUCAGAAUGGAAAUUCUUCUUUGAUGGAUAAGGUUGACAGUUCUACUGAGCAACAAAGUACUGAUUUCGAGAAGAUUGUGAGGAAAAGCGAUAAUUCCACAACUGGGAGGAAGAUCACACGGAGAAGAAGAGUCCGCGUUCGAGUCAGGCCAGCGGUGGACGAUUUUGUCACUGCCGAGUCCCAGCACUUCAAUUCUGCCCUGAACGGUUUAUUCCAAGGCCAAUAUAAGUACAACCCCAUCCGUGAACCGAAACCUCUUGCAGGAGCUUCAGCUUCAGCCGAAAAAUCGAUUUUACAAGACUUUCUAUCAGAUAUUCUAAAGAACGACGAACCUACGAAAAUCACAACCACUGAGGUACCUGAAACCGCAUGGACAAUGUCUCCAGCCGUGACCACUCCUAUGGUGAUCCCUGAAGACGUCAGUGGAACUACGGAAAUCCAAAUUACCACAAUUCCAACCACUUAUAAGAUUGAAGAAACAACAAUCACAGAGUCGCCUUAUGAAGAUCUAUUUAUUAAAUUAAUUAAAAAACCACAUGAUAAUAUAAAGAUAAACGAACAAGAGAAAAAGGAAAAGAACGAGAAGAAGAUAGUUACUGGAGAGAAGGAACAGCAAACUUGGGAAACAACGAAGAAAUGGAACCGGAAGAAUUUUCAGAACACUCUCAGUUUUGUCUCAAUAGCAGGUAAAUAUACAACCAAAGACAAUGAUGAGAGCAAGUCGAAUGAUGAAUUAAAUGAUUCAGAAUCAUUUCGAAAUAUCGAAGAAAUAAAUUUUAAUCAGAAAGAAUCGAAUAGAAAGAAUGAUGUGCUAGAGGAUCGCAGUGAAGUAGAUAGAGACAGUACAAUAGAAUUCGAAGAAAGUAACAAAGGAUCAAAAGACGAGGAUUAUAACCAUCCCAAGAAUCACAGGGCCAAAUGGAGUGAGGUAAGAUACCCGUCUGCCUUUGAUCACUCCAAAUCAUCCAGCUGGAAUUACGAUUCAAAAACGAGUGGUAGAUCUGCCACAACGUCGAUUCCGGGGUUAGUAACGAAGAAGGAAGGAGACACCAGUGUGAAGACACUCUCAGACUACGUCCAAGCGAUCUUCGAUACCAUGAAGAGUGCUGAGGAGGAGACAACAGUAACCAACACGGAAAAUCCAGAUGAAACCACUACCACUGGGCUUCCUGUAUUUAAUACAGACAUUCCAGAUCAUGUUAAUGAAUCAAAGCAAGAAAUAUUAGUGGAUAAUGAAAAGAUUUUUAAAUUAAAAGACGAUGAAGUUAAAAUGACUACUCAAGCGAGCUUUGAAGAGUUACAGACAAUUGGAGAUGUUAAUGAAAAUGGUAAGGAAUCGACGGAGACUGAAUCCACGACGAAUAUCGAUCUGGAGAACGCGACGACCUUGGGACGAAUCGACAUGAUUGCAGACACAACGACGAGUUCUACGUCCGAGAAUUAUUUCGCAAAUGAUCCUUCUCUUUCGACGACUCUGAAACCGAGUAGCACCACUUUAUUAAUUAAUUCGACAGAAUCAAUAUUAGGAAAGGUCCUGCGAACCUCAACAACUACCAAGGUCUCGCAUAUGACGGAGAUUUGCUAUAGAGGCCGAUGCGUGAUGACGAGGCCCAGUCGAGACGAUCAGUUCAGAUGAAGAGAAAAAGAUUGGUAAUCGAUAAAAAUGUAAGAGAAUAAAUAGCGUCAUUCCCUUCGAUCUGAUCUAGGGAAUGGAUCGUAUCUGUAUAUAGAGAGGGCCUCAUUGACCGCGUUCUUCAUACCAUGUCUCGUUUUAUUUAUUUAAUUGGAACUUUCUUUAAAAGCGAUUUUCUUAGUAACUUUUUCUUCGCGGAAGGUGCAGAGUGUAAAGCUUAACUCGUUGAGGAUUAAUUAGUAAAAUAAUGUGUAAAAAUAUUUUGUGGAUAAAAGUGUUCCUUUUGUUUACUAAAAGUAUAAUAAUUAAUAAAUGUUAAUUGUCAGAUAAUUUUAUUGGAUGAUUUCACUCACUAUGAGCGAAGCGGUGAGAUGUGUAAAAGUCUCUGUGAACAAAAAUAUUUCUUCUUUUCACUUGUAAAUAGAACUAUGAUAUUGAUGAUUGAAUAAAUGAUUUUCAUCUCAAUGAGUAGAGAUUAACCAUAUGUAGAUAUAAUAUAAAGAAGAACAUAUAAAUGGAAAUAAAUCCAAAAAGUAGCUUUAUUAACUCCUUUUUAGUUUUAAUCAGAACUAUGAUAUUAAUUACUGAAUAAAAUAUCUUCCAUCUCAAGGAGUUAAGACUAAUCAAAUGUAUAAUGUAAAGAAGAAGAUAUAUGUAAAUGAAGAAAUGUGAAAAUGAUUGAAUUAAGUGAAUUAAGAGAUUCAACAGAGAAAGUAGUGGAACAUUACCCUAGUCAGGGUAAACUGGUUCGAUAAGAAAUAUCAAGCACCGUUGACGACGAAUCGAUAACGUGUAACGAAGUUUGUUUAUGAAAAUCGUGCCAGGGGAUUCUCUGGUGUUUUUGACUCGGUUCGAAGCCGGAAACAGAGGCCCUGCUAGCGUUCUCAGCAACGCCUCUAAUCUAGAGCAAAAA